AUGUUGCGGCAUCCAGGCCCCGGGAAAAAGAAGGUGUACAGCAUUGUACUCUCUGGUGGCUAUGAAGAUGAUGAAGAUAAUGGAGACUCCUUCACCUACACUGGCUCAGGCGGCAGGGACCUCUCUGUAUCCAGAUGGUUACUUAGAAGCACAAAAAAGGGGAAAGAAGAUAGAGCUGCUAAUGAAGACAGUGAGAUAGAAAAUGAAGAAGAUGGAAAAGGGAAGGGUAAAUCAAGUAAGAGAAAAAAUAACCAAAAUUCAUUUAAUGAGGGAAUUGGAUAUUCUGAACCAAAGAAAAGGAAGAGUGUUGUUCAUAUUCUUGAAAAGGAAGUGGAGCACCUAAUCAAAAAGGAUGAAAGGAACAGCAAGCUUUGGAAAGAAUGUAAAACUUUGCUUAUAGAAGGUCGAACACAAUUCUUGAAUGGUGUGGAGGAAAGGUUCUUGUGUGUGUGCUGUCAAGAGCUAGUUAUCAAGCCAGUCACUACUGACUGCAAGCACAAUGUGUGCCAACCUUGCUUGCAGCGUUCUUUCAAAGCUGAUGUGUUCACGUGUCCAGCCUGCAGAUAUGACUUAGGCAAAGACUAUCCUAUGGACAUCAACAAACCACUUAGCAAAUGUCUUGUAGCACUUUUUCCUGGCUAUGAUGCAGCACGUUAGAUUUUUGCAGAGGUACCCUUUACCUUCUCUCAGUUUUACUGAAGGAAUAUGGUGUAAUCAAGAAGGUUAUUAUUCUUGAUAAUAAUACUGUACAGAAAUUGGUUUCUUAAACUUAUAACUAUGUAUAUGGUUAUAUUCUCUGCAUCCCCUUCUCACCAUAUACUUGCCUAACAGUUUGUAGGGGAGAAGAGGCAAUCAGUUUCUAACUCCUGGACCAGUGGUUGUGCCAAGGGGAAGGUUAUGGGACUUCAGCCUCCCCUAAACCCGAAAAUAAAAAUAGUAAUAAUGCUGUUUCAAAGCAAGUCUCCUAGUCCCCCUACCAUUGAGGUAGCCACUCAUAACCCUCCCAAUUCAGUAAUUCUGGCACUGCCCCAGUCUUGGACCAUACCUCAUUACCAUCAACCUACCAUAUGAUGUGUUCCAUGAAUUCAUGAAUGUAAUUUGUCUACCUAACAAGGGAAAAAUAAAAUGAGUGACCAGCUCGUACAUAGAAAGGGAAAUAAUACAUAUUUUUUUAUGUUAGUGCUUUAUUUCAUGGUUACAGCCAGGACCAUACACUCGUACACUAAAAAUAUUACUGGUUAACAGUCUCAAAUAGUAAAAUUUAUCAUGAAAUUUGAGGCUAAUACAAAAUUUUCUCAUCUGUAAGGUGAGUAAUGGUAACCUAUAUGUUAAGAGGACAAAAUGUACAUGCAAAUUAUUUAAUAUUUUGUUUAGUUAACAUUUUAAUGAAUUUUUUACUGUACUAGUGUUAAUGAAUUUUCCUGGUAUCCUGUAUAAGUGUAUUUAGUAAUUGAUAUUAUAGCAUGUUAACCUGCCUUGGUGGGAAACCCAGUCAAAAUUUAUUUAGUUAUAAUCAUUACGAUUUAAGCAUCGAUAAUAAUAGCUCAGUCAGUACUGAUUUUGAGAGUGCUAAAUUCUUAGAAAUUAUAGUCUGAGUAUUUAUAAACAUGUUGCAUAUUUUUAAUGCCGUUAACUUUACAAAAAAUUUACUUGCAAGGCAGUAGUAAUGUCUGUAUUGAUUGUUUUUUAUGUUUUAUUGUAUUUUUUAAAUUUUAAUGAAACCUAGAAGUAAGUUACUUUAUUUUAUUGUGCUUUGUAUUUACAAAAUACUAUAUAUUGUAGGUGAGCUUUGCUAAAACAUUGGUAUUGAUUGACUGUCUAAACUUGUAUCUGGACAGGUAAAUUAUUAAAGGGGAAACUGUCUUAAAUUAUUAUUAUUACAACUUCAUAAUAAGUACAGUACUUGCACUCUGACGGAAGGGUGGAGAUACUGUAUUUGGAGAGUCAGCAGAAUAGCGAUGUCAGCAUGCUUCAGGCAAGACAGUGAGUGAAUGAGUGAUGGUGAAUGCAUUUCCUCUUAAGAGUCACCUUACAUUGGGUUAUUCAGUGUUACAGGUGUCUAGAGAGAGAUUUUAAGGAAAGAUUUUGUAUGUUUUUUUUUUUUUUUUUUUUUUUUUUUUUUUUUUUUUGCAGUUUGAUUUAAAAACCGAAUUGUUUUUACAUUAGCUUUAAGUGCUAAACUUCAUAGGGGUCAUGCAGCACCUGGAGCUUGGGAGGCAAUCAAAUUUAAUCCAAGGAAGGAAUGAAUAGCUCCAAUUCCUUGAAUAAAGAACUUGUCUCCAAGAAUCCCUUCCCCUGCUGCCUUUUCAUUGAAAGGGUUAAAAUCAAAUCACAUGAAUGAUCUUUGAUGGGGAAUCACAUGAAACCCUGAAAAUGUAUACCAAAGAUUACACAUUUUUCAUUAAAAACUUUGUCUUCAUAAUAGCUUUUGUUAAUUCAAAAUGUUUAAAUAGCAAUGCCACUAAUAAUGCGAGGAGGAUAAAUAAACUUUUAUGUAAUAUAUUUUAUGUAUCAGGUAGUGAUGUAAGGAAAAUACAAUAAACUGGCAUGUACUGUAUAUAAACCAGGUAUUGUCUGUUGUUUCUUGACUUCUUAAAUAAAGAUAGAAAUUGUA
Molecule: messenger RNA, 2614 nt
Organism: Cherax quadricarinatus
Lineage: Eukaryota; Metazoa; Arthropoda; Malacostraca; Decapoda; Parastacidae
Source: RefSeq, a predicted model, not a curated record